AUGGCCGUCCUUCCUAAAUGGGCUCUACCGGAGCGUCGGAGGUCGUAUGCUUUAACCGCUGCCCUGGCCGGCGUGUCAAUACUUUUACUAGUAUUUGGAAUUGGACUCAUUGUAGGUGAGUCCGGACAAAAAAAAGGAACAUUCACACCGGAUGCCCGUCUUGACGUUACUGGCGAAAAUGGUGCCGUGGCCAGCGAUGUAGAGCUCUGUUCGCAGAAGGGUGUCGAAAUCCUCCGCAAGGGUGGCAAUGCUGCGGAUGCAGCUGUCACAGUCGCGCUUUGUAUUGGUUCAAUUAACUCCCAGAGCUCAGGAAUCGGUGGGGGUGGCCAUAUCUUGAUCCGAACACCAAACGGAACUGUGGUUGAGAUUGAUUGCCGUGAAACUGCCCCCAAAGGCGCCCACAAACACAUGUUUGACAAGAAUCCGAAACUGUCAUUGUUCGGUGGCCUGGCGGUUGGUGUACCAGGUGAACUUGCCGGGUUAGACACACUCUACACAAUGUUCGGAUCGGGGAAUAUUGAGUGGGCAGAUCUUGUUGAACCUGUUGCAGAAAUCAAUGAGCUAGGAUUCGAAAUGGACGAGUCGGCAUUCACUUAUUUGCCGCUAAUCGAAAAGUACCAAGAUUUCUAUUUCGAAAAUGGUGGCUGGGGUUGGCUUUUCCCUGAUAAUAAGACGAGCUCGCAUCCUUCUCUGAUCAAACGUCCGAAUCUAGCAAAAACACUACGACUGAUUGCCCAGGGUGGUGCCCGUGUUUUUUAUGACCCUGAAGGUCCAAUUGCCCCCCAUCUUGCCAGGACGGCUCAAUGGGCACACGGCAUUAUCACUACCGAGGAUAUCGCUAACUACAAAGUGGAAAUUCGAACUCCGCUAAAUACUACAUUCAUGGGCAGAGUUGUGCACACCACUCCGAAUCCCACAUCGGGCCCGGCUAUGAUCUCGGGGUUGCGCCUGAUUGAGCAAUUGCUCACAGAAUCGAGUGCUGAUCUUUCUCCCGUUGACACUCAACGACUGAUUGAAACUAUGAAAUGGAUGGCGGCGGCAAGAUCUGAGCUGGGAGAUCCUCUCUACGUUGACAAUCCUAGAGCUACAGAGAUCACGACUCAGGAGUGGGCUGAUGAGGUUAUCAGAAAUAUCUCAGACAGUCACACCUUACCUUCAUGGAGAGACUACAAGCCAGCAUACCAAAACAAUGAUCCACACGGCACAGCACACUUUUCAAUUGUCGAUAAAGAUGGGUUUGCAGUUGCCAUGACUACAACGGUAAACACACCGUUUGGCUCUCUUCUAGCUGAUCCUGUGACCGGAAUCAUUUUGAAUAACGAAAUGGACGAUUUCUCGCAGCCUACAACUGACAACUUCUUUGAACUUGUUCCCAGUAUCUACAAUUACAUUGAAGCGGGCAAACGGCCUCUCUCGUCAAUGUGUCCCACCAUCAUUAUAAACGAUGGCAAGCUGGAGCUUGUGAUUGGCGCUGCGGGUGGAUCAAGAAUCCUGACGGCGGUCUUUGAGGGCAUCGUCCGCAUUUACGGGUACAAUCUCUCACUCCUUGAAGCCGUCUGUUUCCCCCGCCUGCACCAUCAGCUUCUUCCAGAGGAAGUAAGCGCAGAAUUUGGAAUGCCCGAUUCUGUACUCAAGUCAUUGAGCCGAAAGGGCCACAAACAUACUAGAGACGUUCCGCGAUCGGUGAUGAACGGCAUUUACAUUGACGAAGACCGAACACUGCAUGCAGUUAGUGACUACUAUCGGAAGGGUGGUAAAGGAGCAGCAUACUAG
This is a messenger RNA of Wickerhamiella sorbophila, 1773 nucleotides long. RefSeq names its product Gamma-glutamyltransferase. Gene Ontology annotation, biological process: glutathione catabolic process. Gene Ontology annotation, molecular function: glutathione gamma-glutamate hydrolase. The transcript has a single exon. The coding region runs from base 1 to 1773 and encodes 590 amino acids. Gene Ontology annotation, cellular component: plasma membrane; fungal-type vacuole. The record is from RefSeq and is a predicted model, not a curated record. Lineage: Eukaryota; Fungi; Ascomycota; Dipodascomycetes; Dipodascales; Trichomonascaceae.